Lepus europaeus (European hare) is the source of this 1472-nucleotide messenger RNA. It is a transcript of the gene NKD1, whose product is annotated as NKD inhibitor of WNT signaling pathway 1. Gene Ontology annotation, cellular component: cytoplasm. The coding region runs from base 60 to 1472 and encodes 470 amino acids. Gene Ontology annotation, biological process: negative regulation of Wnt signaling pathway. The record is from RefSeq and is a predicted model, not a curated record. Gene Ontology annotation, molecular function: calcium ion binding. The transcript has 10 exons. Lineage: Eukaryota; Metazoa; Chordata; Mammalia; Lagomorpha; Leporidae.
CGCAGGGCCGGCGGGCCGGGCGCAUGGCUUAGGACAGCCCGGGCCGCCGCGCCCCCAGCAUGGGGAAACUUCACUCCAAGCCGGCCGCCGUGUGCAAGCGCAGGGAGAGCCCGGAAGGUGACAGCUUCGCCGUGAGCGCCGCCUGGGCUCGGAAAGGCAUCGAGGAGUGGAUCGGGAGGCAGCGCUGCCCAGGCGGCGUCUCUGCACCCCGACAGCUGCGGUUGGCCGGCACCGUUGGCCGAGGCACUCGGGAGCUCGUGGGCGAGGUUUUCAGAGAGCCCCUCAGCGAGGAGGAAGAGGAGGACUUCCGGCUGGAAGUGGCCUUGCCCCCGGAGAAGACAGAGGCGCCUGGCAGUGGAGAUGAGAAGAGGAUGGAGAAGGCCGGCGAGUCUUGUCCGGGCUCCAAGAAGCAGCUCAAGUUUGAGGAGCUGCAGUGCGACGUGUCGGUGGAGGAGGACAGCCGGCAGGAGUGGACCUUCACCCUGUACGACUUCGACAACAAUGGCAAGGUCACCCGCGAGGACAUCACCAGCUUGCUGCACACCAUCUACGAGGUGGUCGACUCCUCCGUCAACCACUCCCCGGCGUCCAGCAAGACGCUGCGGGUGAAGCUCACCGUGGCCCCAGACGGCAGCCAGAGCAAGAGGAGCGUCCUUCUCCAUCCCGCCGAGCUGCAGAGCACCAGGCCGAGAGCAGAGACCAAGCCUGCCGAGGAGCUGCGCAGCUGGGAGAAGCAGCAGCGCGCCCCCCUCAGGUUCCAGGGCGACAGCCGCUUGGAGCAGGCCGGCUGCUACCACCACUGUGUGGAUGAGAACCUCGAGAGAAGAAACCACUACUUAGAUCUCGCUGGCAUAGAGAACUGCACGUCCCAGUUUGGGCCCGGCUCCCCUUCAGUGGCCCAGAAGUCAGAACUACCCACCCGCACCUCCAACCCCACUCGAUCACGCUCCCACGAGCCGGAAGCCAUCCACGUCACACACCGAAAGCCCCAAGGCGCAGACCCGGGCUCCUGCCACCUCCUUGACACCCCCUUCGCCAAGGUCUCGGAGCUCCAGCAGCGGCUCCGGGGCGCCCAGGACGGGAGCAAGCACUUUGUGAGGUCCCCCAAGGCCCAGGGCAAGAGCGUAGGUGUGGGCCAUGUGGCCAGAGGGCCGAGAAGCAAGCCCCCUCUGGGACCUGCCGUCCCCGCGGGGUCCCCCUCCGCCCACCUGGCCACCAGCCCGGCUCUCCUCCCCACCCUGGCGCCCCUCGGGUCCAAGAAGCACAAGCACCGAGCCAAGGAAGGCCAGCAGGGCUGCCGGGGCCUGCAGGCCCCACUGGCCGCAGGCAGCACCAUGCUGGGGCGGGAGCACGCCAGGGAGCUGCCCACUGUGCUGGUAUAUGAGAGCCAGGCCGGGCAGGCGGUCCAGAGACACGAGCACCACCAUCACCACGAACACCACCACCACUACCACCACUUCUACCAGACAUAG